UAUUGUACACGACAAAGUAAUUUGUAUACCAGCUAGAUUGUACACCUAGGUCAGUCGUAGUGCGACAGUUAAUCCGGAAAGUGCAAUUUCUUUGAAAUGUUGUUCACAAUUUUAGCUAUCGGUGCAGUUCUAUGCCUCGCUAGUGUCUGGUCCCUGGUUCAGAAGCGGAGCAGUUUUGCGAAAAGCAUUUCCGUGGCUGAACCGUGGUACCCGUUAGUUGGAAAUGGUCUGCUGUUUGUCGGAAAGGACGAUACUGUUAAAUUUCACAAUAUGAAAAACAUGUUCGACAGAAGCAAUAAACUGUUUCGGUUUUAUUUGGGACCGAAAAUGUUGUUUGGCACAAGUGAUCCGGACAUGGCCCAGCAAAUCCUUACCGACCCCAAUUGCAUGGAUAAACCAUAUUUGUACGACUACUUUAUGCUGGGCCAAGGAGUUUUUGGAGCAAAAACGAAAGUUUGGCGCGGUCAGCGAAAAGCCUUGAAUCCAGCAUUUAACACAAAAAUCUUGGAGAGUUUUAUGACAAUAUUCGGCGACAUAACCAGGAGUAUGAUACAACGAUUGGAGACAAUUGCAAAAGGGGAAACGAUCAACUUUAUGGAACAUGUUUCGAGGUGUACGCUGGAGAUGGUUUGCGCAACAACGCUGGGGUUUAAUGCAACAAAGCUCAACGAAAUUGAAAAAUUGGGCUAUUAUAUUGAACGGAAUUUUGACUUAGCAGCAAGGCGUAUGCUUAACUUUCACCUCCAGCUGGAUUGUAUUUAUCGUUGGUCAAAGGAUUAUCGUGACGAACGAGCUCUUCGUGGACACUUAGAGAGUUAUGGAAUGCAGAUUUAUGACGAUGCCAAUGAUCGAUACGCUAAGGGUUUAUUUCAAAGCGAUACCACUGAGCUUGAUGAGAACGAAGGUUUCCGGAAACCACAAAUUUUUGUCAACCAGCUAUUCGCGAGUACCAGCAGAAAGUUCGAGCGUGAUGAUCGCAAUCGCUAG
Messenger RNA from Armigeres subalbatus, 987 nucleotides. Its product is annotated as cytochrome P450 4c21-like. Bases 97 to 987 code for a protein of 296 amino acids. Gene Ontology annotation, molecular function: monooxygenase activity; heme binding; oxidoreductase activity, acting on paired donors, with incorporation or reduction of molecular oxygen. The transcript is spliced from 5 exons. Lineage: Eukaryota; Metazoa; Arthropoda; Insecta; Diptera; Culicidae. The record is from RefSeq and is a predicted model, not a curated record.